GUUGGAUGAAAGCUGCCUGGCUUUCCUUUCCUUUCUACAAACUUCCCUCUUAAAACUCACUCAGGGUUAAGGCAGGAGGUCUUUAAUCUAGAGGAAAAUGACACAUUAAAACCAGAAAGAAAAAAAGACAGCCCACCUCAUCACUUCUGGCACAGGAUGAAGACAAACCGGACUCUUCAGCCAGUGAUUAUUGUCUAUUGUUCCCUGAACAGUAAACUACUAUUUAACGCUGAUAAUGUUUGGCUGGAGUUAUAGCUAAGUAAGUAACCAGCUCCUCAUGAAUAUGAAGUGAAAGUCUGACCCAGAAAAGAAAGUCACAGGUAGAAAGAAAGAGAGACAGAGAGAGAGAGAGAGAGAGAGAGAGAGAGAGAGAGACAGAGAGAGACAGAGAGAGAGAGGAGAGAGACAGAGAGAGAGAGAGAAAAAAAAAAAGGAAAGAAAAAAGAAAGUAAGAAAGAAAGAGAGAGAGAGAAAAGAAAAAAAGGGAAAAGUGGGAAAGAAGCCUUCAAAUCCUUCUUGAUACUCGAGUUCUACAGACUACCAGACUGCACUACCCACACCAAGAUGGGGGCUCGGAGAUGCAGUGGCUGCCUCAGUUGUCUGAUAAUUCCCCUUGCACUUUGGAGCAUUAUUGUUAAUAUCUUGCUAUAUUUUCCAAAUGGACAGACUUCAUAUGCAUCCAGCCACAAACUCACCAAUUAUGUAUGGUAUUUUGAAGGAAUCUGUUUCUCAGGCAUCAUGAUGCUUAUAGUAGCUGCAGCUCUCCUAAUAUUGGAGAGGAACACACCCUAUAAAUGCUGUCAGAGUGAGAACUGCAGCAAAAAAUAUAUGAGUUUACUCUCCAUUAUCUUUUCUGUCCUUGGAAUUGCUUUCUCCGGAUAUUGCUUGGUGAUAUCAGCAUUGGGAUUAGUGCAAGGACCCUACUGCCGUACCCUCAAUGGCUGGGAAUAUGUCUUUGAAGAUACCACAGGGAGUUUCCUCAGUGAUCCUAGCACAUGGAGUCAGUGUCUGGAGCCUGCUCAUGUAGUCGAAUGGAAUAUUAUUUUAUUUUCUAUUCUUAUAACGCUCAGUGGUCUCCAGGUGAUCAUCUCUCUCAUCAAAGUGAUCAUUGAACUCAGCAAGAUCCUGUGCACAACCUACUCAGUCAUAAUACAGCCUGGAAUCAUUUGAAAGAGGAAAAAAGAGUUCUUUUCGUGAGCUCCUGACCUGACCAUCAACCUUACUUGUAUAGACUUGUGGAUACAAAAACAUUCAAAUGAUGUGAUUUCUUGAUGAUGCUCCUCAUUCUUCCUCAGAGCCAUUCCCUUUAUUGCAGGUCCAAACUUCAGUAAGAUUAUUAAUCAAUUAGUCAACAAUCAUUUAUUAUGCAGAUUCUGUGUUCCAGACACUAUAUUAGGCACCACGUAAUGGGCUAAUUGUAAGCUCAUACAUCUAGAGUUGAAAAGCUCAAUAGCCUUUUAGUACAAGGCUUAGGGAACUUAAUUCAUUCAUGUAAUGAGUGUUAGACACAGUAUUUGAACCCAGACCUCCUAAUUCCAGACCAAUGAUAUUUCCAGUGUACUAUGAUGCUUCCCUUGAUCAUUCUGCCCUUCCAUUUUAUUCUGGUCCUUCCCAACUCUAGAGGCAGAAGGGAAGCAAAAAAUAAGUGAUCUCUGCAAUAUAUCACAAUAAAAAUUUUAAAAGUUUUUUUAAA
This is a messenger RNA of Sarcophilus harrisii (Tasmanian devil), 1693 nucleotides long. It is a transcript of the gene TM4SF18, whose product is annotated as transmembrane 4 L six family member 18. The record is from RefSeq and is a predicted model, not a curated record. NCBI's taxonomy places the organism in Eukaryota, Metazoa, Chordata, Mammalia, Dasyuromorphia, Dasyuridae. Bases 565 to 1170 code for a protein of 201 amino acids. The transcript has 5 exons. Gene Ontology annotation, cellular component: membrane.